This is a messenger RNA of Camponotus floridanus (Florida carpenter ant), 6411 nucleotides long. Its product is annotated as HEAT repeat-containing protein 1. Gene Ontology annotation, cellular component: 90S preribosome; t-UTP complex; small-subunit processome. Gene Ontology annotation, molecular function: snoRNA binding. The transcript is spliced from 11 exons. NCBI's taxonomy places the organism in Eukaryota, Metazoa, Arthropoda, Insecta, Hymenoptera, Formicidae. Gene Ontology annotation, biological process: maturation of SSU-rRNA from tricistronic rRNA transcript (SSU-rRNA, 5.8S rRNA, LSU-rRNA); positive regulation of transcription by RNA polymerase I. The coding region runs from base 222 to 6392 and encodes 2056 amino acids. The record is from RefSeq and is a predicted model, not a curated record.
CAAAGGAUGAAACAACAAAAGAGAAGGACAUCUGGAAAAGUAUCGGACAGUCAGAAAGCAGGGAGAGAGCCUGAAGCAGCCAGAGACAUGCGAUUUUAUCUAUAUCAAAUAUCAAGAAUGCACAUCUCUGGAUUUUGCUGACAUUAUGGUGCGCAUGCGCAGAAAAGCAUCCGAGACAACAGCACUGCCUUGCACGUGUGCAAGAAAACCUACGAUUAACAAUGGCUACAUCAUUAGCAGCGCAACUUAAAAAAUUAAGGACUCCGCAGACAAAUUUAUUGCUGCAAGACAAGAAACGACCAAGCUUGUUGUUUGAUCCAAAAGAAGCUGCAAAUUUUGACAGAGACACUGUUUUAAGUAUAGGUCAGAGUGGUCUACAAGAAUUAGUGAAACUCUCACUAUUUUUUGAAGAUUUUAAAACUACAUUAUUUGCACAGAGCACUGUGAACUUUGAACGUGCUGUUCAGGAUGCUACAGUAAACAAAAAACUAGAUGCAGAAGUUACAAAGUUUCUACUGUUUCUCUCUCCUUAUUUUUUAUUAAGUGCAUCACACAAAGCUCUGGAAUGGCUGAUAUACAGAUACCAUAUUCAUCAAUACAGUCGAGAUCAGUUUAUACUUUUUAUUUUACCCUAUCAUGAAACUCGUAUGUUUGUUAGAGCUUUGCAGUUGCUAGAUUUGUCAGAUGAAAACGACAAAUGGCACUGGUUGGCGGCUUUGCAGAAACGCGGUGUGCCGUUAACUUCGAGUAUUCUUAUUAACCGUUUGAGCACGGACAAUGGAUUUUUGAAAAUGUUAUGCAGCCAUGUAAUGGCCGCCACGGAAACCUAUUCCGAUGAGGCAUUUUGUUUGACCACCUUAUACGCCUUUUAUACCACUGUAAUAUUGGGCGUGAUUGAACAGGUAUCUGUUACAGAAGUUCAAGUGAAUCAUUUAUUGCCGAUUCUACUCUAUAGCGUAAGAAGUCCCAUUCCCGACCUUGCUUCUGGCAGUUAUAUGAUCAUCGGAAAACUGAUGAUGAAGGUGAAGUUUAACGCUGAUACCACGGAAAAGUUGCUAUUGAAAAUUUUCAUGAAAACACACUUAAAAGAGGAAGCUACAAUCCUUCUGCUCCAUCUCUAUCAAUCUCCGAUUAAUCGAUUGACUAUUGUACCACAAAGUGUAGUCCUUCAAUUAUCGAAUUUAUCUUGGUUUGUGGAAACAAUCGUCAAGAUUCAUUCAUCUGGUAUCAAUAUAUCGCAAUUCAUCGUAUGUUUUCUUCAGGCAGCUUGCCAGAUUGUCGCCGAGAAUCCCGAGAAUACUGUUGAUGUUCAAAAUAUGAUUAGCGAUAUGCUAAUACGCGUCAGUUUAGACAAUAAUGCAGUGGAUACAAUUUUGCCAAGCAUACAUACAUAUGAAUUUCUUAAGAAUAAGGUUUCGGAAACUGCAAAGGACUUUUUAGCAAGAUUCUAUAAAAAUCUCGAGCUUAGUUAUCCAGAAAGAUUUGACAAGUAUCUAAAAAAAUUGAUGAAGCAGGACGACAAGGAUUCUAAACAAACGUUGCACUUUCUAACUUCUUGGCCUUUUUGUACGAGGGAGGCACAGGAUUUCGUUGAAAUUCUGAACAAAUUGACACACAUCAGCGCCGAGCAACGAAUAGUUGCUCUCGAGAUUCUCGCCAAGAACAACGCGAACGUACCUGAGAACUUCCGUGAAAUGAUGAUGAGUACGCUUCAAGCUAGAUUUUAUGACAGCGAUGCGAAUGUCGUGAAGACUUUAUUGUCCUUCACCACAAAGAGAUUAACCAGUUUAUUACCCACGGAUACUUUAGUGGAUGAAUUAUUAAUUUUGUUAUUGACAUGCCAUACGUCAUCAAGAAAAACGUUAGCUAAACCAGCACUAAAGAUACUUUUGGAGCUUUGCGAAGAAAGCGAUGAUACCAGCAUCUUUAUCACAGCCUUACCCUAUCUAUUUCCAGCUACGGAUGAAGACGUGGAGGUCGCUAUGGAGGUUCUUCAUUCGAACUUCGCCAAAAAUAACACAUAUAUGCAAAAUAUAAUGGAGGAUAUUCGUAAAUCUGAAUUAGUGAAUGCCGAAGCUAUUUCCUCCGCUGCUUUUCACAAUAUUUUGAAUCAUAAAUUAUUACCACCUACAGAAAACAUAUUGAAUUCUAUGCGACAACAGAUUUCGCACGGUGAUGCAACAUCCUUGUUUUUUAAUAUGAUUCUAUUAGGAUCAGUCUGUAGAGUGCCCGUGGGUUCAAUGCCGGCUAAAACCGCGCGUGAUGUCAUCGAGAUGGCCACGAAGAUGAUUAAAACAUACUCACGCGUCAAAUUAAUAGACGACUGCAACAAUAUUACUGGCAACAACAUCCAGAUGGCAUUAAAACUCACAUCAGAAGGUAUCCUGCCAUUGCAGGUAGGCACUUAUGUUCUAGAAAUGGUUCAUAGACGACUAAAUAUCAAGUCUGAAUCAAAACUCGACUUUGAUAAUAACGCAGAAAGAAGUAAUCUAAUUUUACGACUUUUGGAGAUGUUCAUCGAAGGUAUGAACAAUCGUCACUGGCAGAAACACUAUUCCAGAUGCUUGCAGAUCUUCUUUCAACUUCACUUCUCCACGGUGAAGGAUCUUAUUUGUUUUCUUGCGCAGUUCUAUGUGAAGCCCAUGAAAGUGCAAACGUCCUAUCAUUGUCUGCAAAUCUCCUCGCUAUUAUUGGAUCAAUGCAAAUCUGUUCAAUGGGCGUUUCAAGAUCAAGACUUUAUAAUUAAUCUGCUGCUCUCGCUGGCAAGACGCAACAAUGAUUGUAGAACAGUGGCGCUAGAUAUUUUAAAAAAAUUGACGCAAACUUUUAGUUUCACUACGGAACCAUUCUUCGUAUUGCUUCAGGAAUUGGCGGCGAGGAGUGCUGAAAUUUCCCAAGAUCCUGAUCAGCUCUCUUUGAGCCUUUAUGUUCUUUUGUCGCCUGAUCCUGAUGUGUUUCAUCAAGUAAAACAACGUAAAAAGCUUCAGGAGGCUCAAAAACUAUUAUUCAAUAUGGUGAUGCAACAGGACGAAGCAUUAAAAAUUCCCAUGUACCGAAAAUCGCAAUUGCUUGACAUCUUAAUACACGUUAACAGUGCUGGAAUUCUUCAGAAGUUAGCUCCUUUAGGCCUUCAACUUCUACAGAAAUUAGCGGAGGAUCCUACAAAUAAAUCGACUGCUAGCGCUUUGCGAAAUAUAUUGCAACGUUUCAAUGGAACUACGGUCAGCGUUUUGAACGAUGAACAAGUAUGGUCAUUCUUCGAAGCGAGUAUUCUAGCACACGAACUUCAAGUUGUCACGGAAUCUGGUGAACAAAAAUCACCAAGCAUUGUAUUGUUGAAGCAGAUCGACGAAAUAUUCUUUGAGAACGCUGGUAAAGUAUCUCGCGAUCUUCAAGCAAAGAUCUUGUCGAAGAUGUUGGACGUAGUAACCGAUUGCGAGAUUAGCAAUGUAAUCACUGCCGUUGGUAGAGCGAUCCAUCGAAUUCGCAUCGAUGCGACAAUUAUAACGUCAGAAUUGCAAACAAUGAAGCUGAGCGGUGAAGAGAAAUCAACCAAUCUGGAAGCGACAGCGAGCGCGAAGAAACGGAAGAAGCGGCAGAGCCAGAUUCAAUUGGCAAAUCCGGCAAUGGUGCACAGACGAGCGUGGAAGCGUGGCAUUGCUUUGCUAGAAUUUGCGCAGCGCGCCGAUAAUAUUAAAAGCGAAGAAUUACUCUACGGAGUGCUGUUCGAUUUGCUCAACAUCUGUUUGAGUUUGGAGGAGCAGAGCUCGGUCGAAUACACGAGUCAACUGAUUCUUUCGACAAUUCAUCGAUUGAUGCGAAAAGAACUAUCAGUGCGUGAUGCUGAUGUACAAAUCGCGCUUAUUACUAAAUGUAUUAGGACAUCACGCAAUCCACAAACGCAUCAUCACGCAUUGCUAGUAUUAGUCGAAUUAUUGAGAUACGUGGACGUGCAUCGUGCUCUCCUUAAUAUUAUGCCAAUCUUCACAUUCAUGGGCAAUACAGUGGUGCGCCAGGACGAUGCCUAUUCCAUUCAAGUCAUUUCCAAAACCCUGGAGACAGUAGUGCCGAUCGUGAACGCGGCCGACAACGAGAAACAUGCCUGCGAAUUAUUAAGAGUAUUCAUCGUUUCGCUGCCACAUAUUCCCGAACAUAGACGGAUGCCACUCUUCGUCAAACUGUUACAACUUCUUGAAAAUCAUUUACACUUAUAUUAUUUACUCACUUUUGAAAAUCAUGCGAUGAAGAUUACGAAUCAGAAAACCGAGCAGUCCGCGCAACAGUUGGAUUUCGCCCUUCAGGUGUCACAAGAAUUUUCACCGAAGCAGUUACUUCAGAUUUGUAUUAAGGUGGUCGAGUUUAUCAAGGUUUUGCCGAUUGACAUCGAGGAUGAACAGGGGAAAAAGGUGGCAAUGGAAUUCCCGUAUAAAUACAUUUAUGACGUGACAAAAUCAGCGCCGAAAAAUCUUCGACACUAUAAGAUAACGGCCGUCCAAUUUCUCAGCAAUCUUUUAUCAUCUCAAAAUUUUAUUAAUCGCGUAGCUAUGCUGAGUCAAGACGAAGCAAACGAGAUGAAUGAAUAUUACGAGCGUCUAGCAAUCGAAUUAAUCUUAUUGAUUCAGACUAUUUCAAAGAUCGCCGAUCAACAUCAAAGUAAACCGAGCGCCAAAUAUUGGAAAGUGUUGUUGCAUCAUUUAUAUGAUGUACUGGAUCUAGUGAAUAACUUGCUACCAAAUGCCAUGUUCUUGAAGAGUAUUAAGAAUUUAUUAAAACAUGAACUAUUGUCUGUUAAUAAGAAAGCACUAGAAUUGUUGAACACGAGAUUACUUCAAAAGAAAUUUAAUGACGAAGAUCAUAUUGAUCUUCUAAGCUUGAUCAAAUCUUUAAUGAAUUUCCUGAACACUGAAGUAAAAGAAAGCCAGGAACGGGAUAUUGUUCAACAGACAGUACUGAUAUCCUUCAAACUAUUGGCGAAGUUGCUAGCUACUGAUCAUCCCGCUGUUUUUAAACCGAUCCUGGACAUGACGACAGCAUUAUUACAAUCAAAGAAGCGUCCAGUAUUAGCCAGCGCAACGUUGUGCGUCGCAGAACUAUGUAGCUCCAUGAGAACACAUGCUUUAUAUUCGUUGAAUAAAUUCGUGCCAGCGAUUUUGAAGUUACUAGAAACCCAUUGCCAUCAGAACGUACCAGACGUGAUGGUCAUCAGCAUCGUAAGUGCCUUGCAGAAAAUAGUGGAGUCGCUGGGAAAUUUCUUAUCACUCUAUUUGGACCAACUCUUGUCUGAAUUGACUAUGUUGAGUUCUUUGUAUACCGACACAGAGCAUCCUAAGAUUGAUAUUAUAGUUUCACGACUGAAAAUGACGACGCAAAAGUUAUCCAAUUGUAUACCUUUGCGAGUGUUGUUGCCAGCUGUCAAUAGAACUUAUCAGAUUCUAUUAACCAGAAAGUCUUAUCAGUGUAUACCAUCAUUGAUGAGCGUGUUGGCUGAAUCCUUUGAAAGUGUGCAACCAGCAGACUUGAAAAUAGAGAUUGACAAUCUCGCUAACUUCUUUCUUGAAGUUCUUCAAUUCCGGGAAUAUAUCGAAAGUACUGACGACGAGACGGACGUUAAAGUGAAAGAUAUCAUUGCAGUCGAAGAAAGCGCCAGUAAGACGUUCGUAGCGUUGGUCUUGAAGUUAAGUGAAGCAACUUUCAGGCCAUUAUAUAAUAAAUUCUAUGGAUGGGCAGCGAAUGAUACGCAACAGAAGCAUCGAAAUAUAACUUUCUACAGACUAUCGGCAAAUAUAGCUGAAUGCUUAAAAUCUUUAUUUGUCCUCUUUGCCGGACUCUUUCUGAAGCAUGCAGCAGCAUUGUUGAGCAGCAAUAACAUGUUUGUUAUAAAUAGCCCGCAGGAACUGACACUUCCCAAUGAAUUGAACAGAAUCGAAUUGGUGGAAGCGAUUUUAUUGACGCUUCACCGGGUUUUUAGUUACGAUGCACAUAAUUUUGUCAGUCAGGAUCGAUUCGAGAUUCUUAUGCAGCCAAUAGUGGAUCAAAUAGAGAACACGAUGGGCACGAGAGAAGAAUACGAAAUUCGAGCCAAUCAAUUCAUCAUACCUUGCAUAGCUUCCUUUGUCAGUGCUAUUCCUGAUGACUCAUUACACAAACAGUUGGUUUAUCAAACAUUGCUAAAGACCAGGCAUGGAGAGCCUUAUGUUAGAGUCACUGCGAUAAAUGCAUUGGUGGAAAUUGUGAGAAAACUUGGAGAAGAUUUUAUGCCACUGUUGCCAGAAACUGUGCCUUUCUUGGCAGAAUUGUUGGAAGAUGACAAUGAUACUAUGGAAGAGUGCACGCAAAAUGCUAUUCGUACUCUAGAAGAUAUUCUAGGCGAGCCUAUACAGAAAUAUUUUUAGAUUCAAUAUAAAUUUAAAU